CUCGCCUGCCCGCGGCCGCUGCUUGCAAGUUGCAACCAUGGUGAAGGACGAGAAGGCCAAGGAGAAGAAGAAGGACAAGGACGACAAGAAGGACAAAGACAAAGAUAAGGGGAAGAAAGACAAGGUAGGUACACAAAACCACGGGAGGCAGCGGGCCGUAACUGUAACGGCAUUACAAGAGAGGGCCCCGCCAUGCGCUACGCACAAGGGUGUGAUUGGUCAGGACAAGGACAAGAAGAAGGAGGAUGAGAAGGUGAAACGUCCCAAGGGCAAGCUGACGGCCUUCUGGAUCAUCACCAGCCUCCUCGGCCUCACCGGCUGCCUCAUGGCCGUCAUCUCAAUCGGCCUACCAUGGCGCGUCGGCGAGCCAAUGAGCAUAUUCACCUCGUCCAAGUACUACACCAUAUUCGGAGCUCAAGGCAACGGGUCAGGGUGCAUGAGACACACCCACAACACAACACAAUCGCCGGCCGGCUGCAUGUUCGGUAAAAGAGAGUGUGCGUGCGUUAUUUCUGAGGACAGGUAUAUGUCAUGGAGUCUGGUCGCUCAGCAGACGUGCGACCGUUCCAAGCUGCUAGGCAUGGGCGGCGGCAUAACGCAGAUGACCUGCGCGGCCACGGGGCCCAUAAAUGAGCAGUGCAAUCUGGCCUUCCAGAAGCACGUCCGAGACAGGUGCACGGGCUACAGGUUCUUCGGCUCCCUCAGCAUGGCGGUCAGUGAGGGAGGGAGGGAGCGAGGGAGGGAGCGAGGGAGGAGUGAGGAGGCCGGCCAGCCUCACAAUGAAUGGCUUUGGAUUCUGGUGUGUCAGGUUGUGGCGUUGAUAGGCAUCCCAGCAGCGUGUGGGCUGUGCGGCUCCAUGUACAUCUGCAUGGGCGGAUACGACUCGCCCAUGUGAGUCGGGGUAAGUACUGGAGGACUGGACUGGCUGCUGACUGACUGACUGAUCCACAAAUGAGACAUCAAACCACCAAAUGAGCAUUUGUCUCCCUCUCUCUGCUCUGUCUAUGCGCGCGCCUGUCUCCCCUCUUUCUUUGUCCAGAGCUGUUUCUGCUGCGCGGCCAUCGGCAUCAGCAUCGGCGGGGGUCUCUUCACCUACAUGGUGGACUACUACAUCAAGCUCUUCCGCACGACGGCCGUCUACCCAUACCCCGUGCCGUCCGCUGGCCCAUACCUGUGCUUAGGGGGCGCCGCCGUCACCCUCCUCCCCAUUGUGUGCGCCGCAUGCGCCGAGCUCUGCACUCAAUUCACCAUGUGGCGCGAGCAGUCUGCCAAGAAUGCUGAGGUCGGUGUGCAGGCCUGACCGACAGAGAGAGAGACAUAGAGACACUCGACAUGCGUGUGUGGGUGUCUGUGUGUGUGUGUGUGUGUGUGUAGAGGUUGGCUGCUGAGGCCAAGGCGCGUGAGGAUGAGUUGGCCAAGCAGAAAGAGGGGGAGGCCGGGCAGGCAGCCGCCAUGAUGCCACCUGGUAGGCUCACACUGAGACACUGACGCAGCCAGACACACAGACAGACAGGCAGACAUGUUGCAGGUGCUGUCUGUCUGUGCUUGUCUGGUGCUGCCUGUCUGCAGGUGGGAUGCCUGGUGCCAUGCCUGGGAUGCCUCCAAUGGGAAAGGCACCGCCAGUCGGCAGGGGGGGCCCGCCAGGUCAGUCAGUCGUACAAUAGACAGACAGACACGUGUGUCGAGGCGCAGACAGAGAGCGAGUUGGCUGUGUCAGAUUGGAUGUACCGUACGUGUGUGUAUGUGUAUACAGGCGGUAUGCCUCCACUUCCCCCCGGCUUGAGUAUGGCGGGGAGGGGAGCACCUCCCAAAAGGUGAUGGAUGGAUGCGGGGGUGAGUGACACUAAUUGUCUGUGGGAUGGAUACGGACGGAUGGGAUGGGAUCAAUGUGCGACACACUGUCGGAUCCAUCGGAUGUGUGUGAUGAUUGGAUUGAUGCUGGC
Messenger RNA from Vitrella brassicaformis, 1943 nucleotides. The record is from the annotation of a GenBank genome assembly. NCBI's taxonomy places the organism in Eukaryota, Vitrellaceae.